This is a messenger RNA of Phycomyces blakesleeanus NRRL 1555(-), 1899 nucleotides long. RefSeq lists its product as hypothetical. The record is from RefSeq and is a predicted model, not a curated record. Gene Ontology annotation, molecular function: protein binding. The coding region runs from base 1 to 1899 and encodes 632 amino acids. The transcript has a single exon. Lineage: Eukaryota; Fungi; Mucoromycota; Mucoromycetes; Mucorales; Phycomycetaceae.
AUGUCCAUUUCCAAAAUCCCUCCCGAAAUUCUUACUUCAAUUGCAAUACAUGUUCCCGAUGAAAGUUUGCCGCAAUGUUCACUUGUUUGUAAGCAAUGGCGGGAAGUCUUUUUCAAGAAGCUAUGGGAAAAGGUCGAGGCCCAUGAUAAAAAAUCAACCGCAGCAGUGUUUGAUAUAUCCUCUGAAAACAGAUAUUUGAUCUAUGGCCAGUAUGUUAAAACCAUAUACAUAUAUGGUGAUUACCAUGUCAGCAGCAAAGAUGUCUUGUUUCUUCAACAACUUUUUCCAAACAUUUCUUAUGUUUGGUUAACAUUAUUAUGCACGGAAAUGACAGAUACGGACACAGACUGGAGUACAUGGAAGGCGCUGAAAACCUUCGUCAUGGAUUUUAGACACUGCAUUGAUAGUAUCCUGAUAAAAUUGUGCCCUGCCAUAUUAUCUCAGCUACCCAAUGUGACAGAUCUUGUGCUAUUUUUCGAGGAUUCAUACAUAUCAAAAAUCGGCGACUUUGAAGCUAUUCACGAUUAUAUGCCCAGCCUUCGUGUCUUUACGCACAAUACAGAUCAGGCCCGACUUACUGAUGAAGACAUGGAACGUAUAGCAAAAACAGCUCCAGCAAAUUCUCUUUUGUCAUUUACAUUAAGAGUUAAAAUACAAGACCUACGGUGGCUUUAUUACUUUGCCUUAAAAUAUCCAAACGUUCGUGAAAUGGAUUUACAGUUCUAUGGUCAAAAAGAUUAUUUGAAAGACUCUGAUUUAGCAGUAGCCAGCUCAAAAAUAUCGAUGCUUUCUCACGUAUUUCCAAGCCUUGAAAAAAUCGCCUUCUUCACCAGACAAUUCAAUCCCUUAUUCCGUUUUGCAUUCCGUAAGAUCUUUCACCAGAAGACAGUAUUUAUCAAAGAAUUCAAAUAUGAAUUCUUCGGCGUGACUCCGGACGAUAGAAUAUUCGAGACCAUGAAAGAAGUUAUGUCCAUAUGCUCGGAAACCAUUGAAUAUAUUCAAUUCGCUAAAACAGGGAAUUAUAUGGAAGACUUUACGCCCCAUGAUAUAUCCAAAUCAUUCAUCUACUGUCCUCGGUUAACUACUCUGAGUCUUCAAGACUGUAAUGCCUCUAUACAAGUUGAUAUGAUCGCAGACUACUGUCCUUCUUUAAAGGAACUUUACUUAUUUAGUGGUCGUAUAUAUAUUGGCCCAGAAACAGUAAAAUCGGCCAGGCCACAUGGACUGCGAAUACUUAUGUUAUACAGUGUUUAUACUGACCCUGAUACAUUAAAAUAUAUUUCUGUUCGAUGUGAGUCGCUAAGCCAUAUGAUCUUAGACAGACUAAGGGUAUUCGGAUCAAUCUCUGCAGACACCGGAAAUCUUUUGAUUGAUAUGUCCAGUGCCAGACUUACUGAACUGCGAUUUAGCCGCCUACGCUUCAUAGCGCCUGGUGAAAUAGGACCACCUUAUAGGCAGAAUGAAAUUGACUUGAUAAAACUGGUGCGCCUUAUUGCACCCUAUCCUCGAACGGUCGAAGGCCGUGAACAAAUCGAGGAAUCUUCUACAGAUCAUGUACCCAUAUGUAAAACUGCAGCACAUUGGUUUGCAUCCGGACUUAAAUACAUGCAAAAUACUUCAAGUAUUUUAAUCCUAAAGCAGGCCGAGAUAGACCGCCUUCAAGAAUACUUUGAUAACUAUCAAGAAAAUAUGCUCUCUGGUAAAAUGGAAACCAUUCAGAUUUCUAAGGAGAGUGAAACUCCUCAAACAUGGGAUAUGGAUCCUAGUCGAGGAUAUGUGACAUUUAUGUGUGGCUAUGCAGAAGGCUUCGCUAUUAACGAGGUACAUGAAGAUGGUUAUUUCAGAACGUUUUCUUGGAAUCGUGUUAAAAAUACAGUAGAGAAAGUAUUCUGGAGAUAG